Camelina sativa (false flax) is the source of this 865-nucleotide messenger RNA. RefSeq lists its product as uncharacterized. Lineage: Eukaryota; Viridiplantae; Streptophyta; Magnoliopsida; Brassicales; Brassicaceae. The record is from RefSeq and is a predicted model, not a curated record.
AUAGUCUCACGUUAAUUACAACAUUGCCACUCAUUAAAACCAUACCAUCUAAACCAAAAGCGGUAACCCGUACCGGUUGCUACAAUUUGUAAAGCUUAUGGUCAUGGAGGAGAGGCUCACUGGGGCUGACUCGGUCGGGAAGAAACGAGUCAGAGAAGACGAGUUAGGCCUUGACGUCUCGCCGGAUGUGAAGCGGUUGAGAGACGAUUUGUUUGACGACUCGGAGAACGACCCAACGGUUCAAGAUCUUGACUCAGUCAUGAAGAGUUUCGAAGAUGAGUUGUCGAACAUCACGACGACGGUGCAGCAAGGCUCUGCCGAGACUCAGCCGGAUCUUGGUUAUCUUUCUGAAGCUUCUGACGACGAGCUGGGUUUGCCCCCACCUCCUCCGCAACCGCCGGCGCUUUAUACGGAGGAGACGGUGACGGAGUUGGUACGGGUUUCGUCAGAUUCAUCAGAGGUCGCCGAGUUAUCUGGGUUUGAAAUUGAGGAUCAUGUUACCAUGGAUUUCGGAACUUGCGAUCUUGGUGAUGGGCUUUUCGAAUAUUCCGAUGUUUGUUUAGAUUCCGGCGAUUUGUUUUCAUGGCAGCCGGAGUUUUUACCGGCGGAGUAAUUUCGGAGUCGUUUUUUUAACCGUAGCGAAAUGGUGGCUCGCUUCUUUUUUUUCUUUUCUCUAUUUCAUGUAUUUAGGAUCUGAUAUGUUUUGUUAAGUUUGUAGGAUUAGAAAUAUCAAAUGUUUAGUAGGGUAAAAUGGCUUAGAUAUGUUUAUUUGCUCCCUUUUUCAAGGAUUUGUUCAUCUUUAGUGGACAUCUUCAUGCUUUGUUUAGCUGUUGUUAAUUUAAAAAAAAAAACUUUGAAAGUAUCA